UCUUCCACGAUUUUUGAAAAAACUCACACUCCUUUGUCAUGUAAAAUUUGAAGUUUUCAGCAUGGAAUUGGAAUUCGAAAUUUGGUAAAAUUUCGGGAAAAUUUUUUGAGAACUAUUCGGCAGCAAAUAUUUCUUGGGGAUUUUUUGUCCGGGAUUUUUUGUGGGGAUAUUUUGUCCAAAAAAAUUUGUGGGAUUAUUUGUCCGGGAUUUUUUGUGGGGAUUUUUUGUCCGGGAUUAUUUGUCCAGGGAUUAUUUGUCCUAGCUUCGUUUUUAUCAUAUUAAUAGCUCUUGUAAUAAUGUGUCAUACAUAAGAAAAAAAUAAUUUUGCAUAAAUCAAAUCAUUUAAACACGAUCAAGUACUUUUAAUAUCACCCAGAUAUAGAGAAAAUACUAAUAGGACACUCGGUAGCUUGAAAUUGGAUAUCUUUGACACGAAGGAAAUCCAAUAAGGCGUAAACAUGCCAUUGAUUAGGUAGAUAUCAUAACUCUCUCUUUCGUAAAAGGGUCUCCAACCUCAUGAAUAAUAAUUAUUACUAGUUAGUUAUUAUAUAUUAUUACAUUAUGGACGCAAACGAGAGAACUAACCUGCUAGAUAGGAACCGUAUGGAUGGAUUAUCCACGACAUUUGCGAUAAUUUGUAUUUUGGAUGUGUUCGGGGUGUUUCCGGUUGUUACUUUACCGAAGGCAAUUAUGGAUUGUGGCUACUAUGGUUUUCUUGUAGUAAUUACAGUUUGUACAACACAAGUUUAUACUGCUGCUUUACUCGGAAGAUGUUGGGUUAUCGCCGAAGAAAUUCACCCCUCAAUCAAGACCAAAAACAGAUAUCCUUACGCCGCUUUGGCAGAAGUGACUUUUGGAAAAAAAUUAGCCAGUACUGUUACGUUUCUACUAGACCUCACAGUUUUUGGAGCAGGCGUACCGAAUCUUAUUGUUGCUUCACAGAAUCUUCAACUCCUGGGACAAAGAAUUAGUAAUGGUAGCGUUGAUAUUUCUUAUUGCUUCUGGAUUAUUAUGGUAGGAAUGAUAUUAUGUCCAAUUUUGUGGUUUGGAAGUCCUAAAGAUAUGAAAUGUUUAUGCUCUUUGUCUGUUUGUGUAGUCACAUCGGUCUUUUUGCUAAUCUGCGGAUGCAUUUUGUUCAACACAAACGAAUCAACUAUACAACCUGCGCAAAGUGAUAUCACAUUUCCGUGGAAAACCAUGUUAAAAGCUUACGGAAUUUUAGCAUUUCAGUUUGACAUUCAUCCAUCUAUCCUGACUAUACAAGUUGACAUGAAUGAUAAAUCGCAGCUAUCAAAGGCGAUCAUCGGGGGAUUUUCAAUAACUUUAGGUAUGUUUGGAAUAACUACUCUUCUCGCCUAUUUAAAAUUAGGGAUGCUAGACGAACCUAGUAUCUUAGAAAUACUGCCUUCAACAGUUUUCUUGCAUAUAACAGCAGCUUUGGUUGCUAUACAGUUGUGUCUUACGUCAGCUGUAGGUAAUAGCGCCCUUUAUCAGCAAAUGGAGGAUUGCAUGAGUAUUUCUAGAGAUUUCAACCAUAAACGUUGCAUCUUACGAACAACAUUGACUGUUUUGGCUAUCGUAAUAGCAGAAUCAGUACCACGAUUUGAUCUGGUGAUGUCAAUAAUUGGAGGAACCCUGACUGGACCCCUAGUAUUCAUGUUGCCACCACUAAUAUUCCUCAAAAUGAAAUCGAUGAAAACAUCCUACGCAGAGCAACUUGCCCUAUCGUCUUUCACGAACAUUGUGUAUACAAAAAAUAUAGGAUCUCCAGGAAUCACAAAAUAUAUUGAACGAAAAUUUGAUGAACACUUUUUUCCAGACUCAGAUCUUGUUGGAAAUUGUAGAUGGUAUUUUGAAAAAUAUGUUGAAAGUAUUUUGUGUGUUUUGAUAGUAGUUUUAAGCAUUGUUCUGACUACUUUUACCACUUAUUUUAAUUUUACCAGUGCUAUGUAUUCAUAUACAAAUGUCAGCAUGCCCUGUAUAUAUAACGUAUCCCAAGCUUUAAUAUAUUUGUGA
Molecule: messenger RNA, 2016 nt
Organism: Diabrotica virgifera virgifera (western corn rootworm)
Lineage: Eukaryota; Metazoa; Arthropoda; Insecta; Coleoptera; Chrysomelidae
Gene: mah
Exons: 6
Coding region: 562-2016 (484 amino acids)
Source: RefSeq, a predicted model, not a curated record